AUGAGAUGGCUGGCUGUAUCUGUCCAUGGCCAGCUUUCGGGAUGGAUAGAAAAUCAGCAGAACGCAACUAUGUGUCUAUGGGACAUGUUUCGGAUUGCUACGCUCGGAGAUACAGUCUAUAUAGAUGGCGGUCAAAUAUACUGGGUUGCAGGUCUCACAGAUGGAUCAAUAACGACAGUGCCAGAUGACAAUCUUCUAGGUCGAAUCUACAAGUUCAACUUUAGUACGCCCUUCAACACAAGCUCGAAUUUCUCGGAAAUUCUCACCCAAAACCCCAUAGCAACGGGCCCUAAUGGUGACGCUGCGAACAAUUUAGCUCCUAAUUAUUACGGCGGAGCAUUACUCGCCAAUGACCAUGAAUUCUUCACAUAUGGUGGCUUAAUAAGGCUAGCUAGUGAAGAAUCACCGCCAGGUGCCGAUGCCACGGUCGAAUAUGUGGCGUCGCUAUACGGAGCCGAUAAGCCUAGUUUCAAUACGGGGCUCCGUUAUAGAGAGCUCCCUGACGGCGUGACUCGAUAUGUUACGAACGGGGGCGCAGCCAGUUCCCCGUCUGAGAAUAAGGCAUGGUUUUUUGGAGGGUAUCGCUCCGAAUCUUUUGGCCCAAUUUACAGCGGUGCCCCUAGUGAAAAUGUCACAGCGUCAAAUACGUCAGAUUACCUUAUUACUCUAGAUAUGGCCACCCAAACACAAGAGACUUGGGAUAACACGACUCUCGGUCAACAUACCCCAAGCCGUGCGGACCCUUCCGUAGUCUGGGUUCCUGUUGGUGAGCAGGGCAUUCUAGUAGUAAUGGGUGGUGUUACAUACCCUGGCUACCUAAACGCCGAUAUGCUCUCUACGAAUGAGGCGCAAAGUAAAAAGGACAGCCCAGGCUUCAUGAGAAACAUUGACAUUUAUGAUGUUGCGAGCAAAAAAUGGUAUCAACAGCCAACCGAUGGUAGUCCACCCCAACUUGCGAGGGGAUGCGCGGUAGUUGCCCCUGCUGAAGACUACUCAAGCUUCAACAUCUACUAUUACGGAGGUUAUGAUGGGCUUGAUGAUGGAGGUCAGUUUUACGACGAUGUAUGGAUCCUAACGCUGCCAUCAUUCAUGUGGAUGAAGGUAUAUUCCGGCACGCCCGAACAUGGUCGGGCUGGUCACCAAUGCGUUAUGCCUUACCCAGACCAGAUGAUAGUCAUUGGGGGCCGCCGAGCAAAUAUAGGCACGGGUGGUCCUUCAUGCCUCGAUGGUGAGAACCCGGGAAUUCUCCAAGUUUAUAACCUCACGGAAAAUCACUGGAUGGAUUCAUACGACCCAACCAGCUGGAAUCAUUAUGGGGUUCCCCAGAUGAUUCACGCUAUGAUAGGGGGUGACGCCUCUGGUGGUGCAACAGUGACUGCCCCGAGUCCCUCAGGCUGGGAGGAUCCUGAACUUGGGAAAGUCUUCGCUACUGCAUAUCCCACGUCAAAAUUGAUUACGCACUACCCUUACAGCACCGUGGGCGCUGGCAAUGAUACUCGGGGCAUGUACGGAGGUGAUGGAGGAGGAGGAGGAGGCACGCCUUCUUGGGUAGCACCUGUAUUGGGUGUAGUCCUUGGCCUUAUAUUUGUCACGGCAGUCGUUGUUGGGAUUAUCCUGUAUAGGAGACGGAAAUAUUUGAAAAAGAACGGCAGCGAGCCCUCGACUGAUGAAAACGGCAACAGGAUCUUAUCAUGGAUGCAAGGCCAGAGCAAUGGUAAGGCACCAACGAUCACUACUGAUGACGCUCGCACUCAAUGCGACGAGUUGGAAUGUCGAGGCAUUACACCUGCGCGGUCAACGCCCGGGCCAGAAAUGGAAAUGGUCACUGAGAUGCCAGAAACGUCUAUUGUAGAGCUCCCGGAUACCUCGCCCCCAGCUGAACUGGCAGGAGACACGUAUGCCAAUUUGGGCAUGGCAUCUAUUAUCGGGACGAACGGGAAAUCGCCUCUCGCCUCAAACCCGCAAACUCAUUAUACUCCCCAUUCCAUCUCCACGCCGACCAGCCACCCCGGACUUAACUCAACCCACGAGCUCUCCACAGGCGUCAGCUCCUCUCAACCCCCGAGCUACACCGCUGAACGACCCGACUCUCCCGCCCUAGGCAACAAUGACGCCCGUUUUGACUCUAUCGCUAACGCUAUUACCACGGAUGUCCCCACAACCGUGGCCCCGAAUGCCGGUGCCCCUACAAGCCAAAAAGCAGUCGUCAGUGGUUUAAGCGGCAUCAGCGACCGUGAGAAAGCGCACCUACGGCAAAUCAGCGACGCAUCGACAGACAGCCAAGUCACGACAUUAGCGCCAGCGCCGCCACCAGCGUCAUCGCGCCAUAUAAUCGAAUGGCUUCCGGAGGCAAGUCCCCCACUACCUGUUAGCCCGCCGAGCGUCUCAGGUGUAGAUGGGGCCCCCGAAGCUCCCGAUUACGUGAGCGUACCUCAGCCCACAGCGACAUUAGGUACGACCAAUACGGGGAGUCCACGGCCGAGCAUGUUCCGCGAGAACGGGGUUGACCUAGAUGAAGGCGAGAAGCGGUGA
Daldinia loculata is the source of this 2532-nucleotide messenger RNA. RefSeq lists its product as uncharacterized. The record is from RefSeq and is a predicted model, not a curated record. The coding region runs from base 1 to 2532 and encodes 843 amino acids. The transcript has 5 exons. Gene Ontology annotation, molecular function: protein binding. NCBI's taxonomy places the organism in Eukaryota, Fungi, Ascomycota, Sordariomycetes, Xylariales, Hypoxylaceae.